Kazachstania africana CBS 2517 is the source of this 1701-nucleotide messenger RNA. RefSeq names its product Aqr1p (gene AQR1). The transcript has a single exon. Gene Ontology annotation, molecular function: transmembrane transporter activity. Bases 1 to 1701 code for a protein of 566 amino acids. The record is from RefSeq and is a predicted model, not a curated record. NCBI's taxonomy places the organism in Eukaryota, Fungi, Ascomycota, Saccharomycetes, Saccharomycetales, Saccharomycetaceae. Gene Ontology annotation, cellular component: membrane. Gene Ontology annotation, biological process: transmembrane transport.
AUGUCAGAAGUAUAUAGUUUACAUUCAGAUGAUGACAUAGGUUCUUCAAGUAAUGUAACGGAUCAAAUCAAGAAACUACAUGACGAUCCAACUAUUACAAAAUGGAGGGACUAUCAGAAACUUCAUGGUACAAUUUCUCGUACUACUACGAACGAAUUAGGUGAUGAUGACACUUCAUCCGAAUGUAGUCACGAUGAGCAAGAACAACAACACAUAGUAGAAGGCGAGCAAAACUAUCCUCACACACUUUUGACCUAUCGACAAAAAUGGUUCAUGGUUUUUUUAAUGACGAUAACUGGUUUUUGGUCAUCCCUGGGUUCUCCAAUUUAUUAUCCUGCUUUGAAAGAAUUAGAACAAAAGUUCAAUAUUGAUGAAAAUAAAGUUAAUGUCACUGUGGUGGUAUAUUUAUUGUUUCAAGGUGUAGCUCCUGCAAUUUCCGGUGGUCUAGCAGAUGUUUACGGUCGUAGACCAGUCAUUCUUGGAGGUAUGCUUAUCUUUGUGGUUGCCUCCAUUGGUAUCGCUAAAGCACCAUCUUAUGGUGUUAUUGUCUUCUUAAGAUGUAUUCAGAGUAUUGGUAUCUCACCAACAAUUGCUAUAAGUUCAGGUGUCGUCAGUGAUUUCACUGUGAAAAGGGAAAGAGGUACUUUUGUGGGUGCUACAUCGGGUCUUGUCUUAAUCGGCCAGGGUAUCGGUCCCUUACUAGGUGCCGUCAUUACAGCAGCUUUACAUUGGAGAGCAGUCUUCUGGUUUUUAACCAUCGGCUGUGGUUCCUGUAUGAUUAUUGGAUUUUUCUUAUUACCAGAAACCAAGAGAACAAUUGUAGGUAAUCUUUCAAUUAAACCAAAAAAUAUCAUAAAUAGAGCACCCAUCACAUAUUUACCAGUUGUUCAAAAAAGGUUUCAUUAUGACAACCCAGAUUAUGAUUCUUUGGAUUUGAAUAAACCAACUCUAGAUCUUUCUACUGCUUUCAGAAUAACAGCAUUACCAGAAAUCUUUUUAUCUUUAUUGCCUGGUGGGUUACAAUUUGCCAUGUGGACUUUAAUGCUUUCAUCAAUUUCCUCAGAAUUAAGUGUCGCGCCAUAUAAUUAUUCUUUGACUAUAAUUGGUGUCUGUUAUCUACCAGCUGGUAUUGGUGGUUUGGCUGGUUCAAUGUUAACCGGUAGAGUGAUAGAUUUAUAUUACAGAAGAUCUCUUCAGAAGUUUCAAGAAGAUAAAGAAAGUGGGAAAAUUUCUGAAGAUACACCUUUCAAUAACUUUAAAGUUCGUCUAGCAUGUGUCUUGCCACAAUGUUUUAUUGCUAUUUGUUCCUUUAUCCUUUUCGGUUGGAGUGUAGAUAAAGGUUGGAAGAUUCCUUCCGUUUUAAUUACAUCAUUUGUUUGUUCAUAUUGUACUAUGAGUUCAUUAUCCGUUAUGACUACUUUGUUAGUGGAUUUAUAUCCAACUAAAUCAUCAACAGCCAGUAGUUGUUUCAACUUCGUUAGAUGUUCAUUGAGUACUAUCUUUAUGGGUUGUUUUGCUAAGAUGAAACAAUCAAUGACUGUUGGUGGUACGUUCAGUUUCCUUUGUGGGCUUUUGUUAUGUGCCAAUCUUUUAACAUUCAUUCCACUGACUAAAGGUAUCCAAUUAAGAGAAAGAAGAGCCGCAAAGAUGGAAGCUAAGAGACAAGCUAAGAGAGAUAUUGAAAAGGAAAGUGAUCUUUGA